AUGACACCUAUUGAAAAGGUUUACAUGUUAGACAUUGAUAGCAAACUUGAUGUUGACACAAUGACAAAAAUUUGGCAAGAAGGCCACUCUCGUAUUCCAAUCUUUAAAGGAAAUGCCAAUAACAUUGUAGGAAUGUUGUAUGUAAAGGAUUUGAUUUUGAUCAAUCCUGAAGAAGCCUUGCCUAUUUCCCAAGUUCUAACUUUUUAUGGUAGAGAAGUCUUGAAAGUGUUUCCUGACACCUAUUGUGAUGAAAUACUAAAAAUUUUCAAAACUGGUAGAACUCACAUUGCAAUAGUACAUGAAGAAAAUACUGGAGAACAUAACUCUGAGCAACCAUACACAAUACUUGGUAUUGUGACUCUUGAGGACGUAAUUGAAGAAAUCAUUAAGGACGAGAUUGCCGACGAAAAUGAUAUUGACUACAGCAAAGAGAAUGUCAAUAGACCACACCAUAUUUUUAAACUUGAAAUUCCAUCUAAAUUAUCCUCAACCCAAGUCGCUACAAUUGGCUCCUAUUUGAGCAGAAGCUCUACUACAUUCAGAUUACUUCCUGACGAAUAUUUAUUGAGAUUGCUUCACAAAUGUGAAGUGGUAGAACUUAAACAAGCAAGUGAUAACACUACAUCGAUAUUCGAAAAAGGAAAGAUUUGUGAUUUUGCUAUUUUAACACUGCACGGAAAGACGGAGGUUAUGUUUGGUGAUGAUAAAUUUGUCACUGAGAUAAGACCUUGGACUCUCGUUGGUGAACGUGCAUUAACAAAGGAGACGUUUGUUCCUGAUUUUGAUGCUAGAGCAGGAAUACCACCUUCCUCAAAAUCCUCAGAAAAGAUUAUAUUGAUGCCAUUUCUGAGUUUUCGUGGAGGAUGA
Molecule: messenger RNA, 867 nt
Organism: Naegleria lovaniensis
Lineage: Eukaryota; Heterolobosea; Eutetramitea; Acrasida; Naegleriidae
Exons: 1
Coding region: 1-867 (288 amino acids)
Biological process (GO): magnesium ion homeostasis
Source: RefSeq, a predicted model, not a curated record